Molecule: messenger RNA, 1680 nt
Organism: Menidia menidia (Atlantic silverside)
Lineage: Eukaryota; Metazoa; Chordata; Actinopteri; Atheriniformes; Atherinopsidae
Source: the annotation of a GenBank genome assembly
AUGAGAUGUGAUGCGUUUCUUGGCACAGGCGGCAGCAUGGAGAGCCCCACAGAGGCUUCAGCAGCUGACCACUCAGCUGACCCCUCCGCGCCCACCUUCUCCCAGGUGGUGUUCACGGACAUCCCGCACUCCUACCCGCCCUCCACCCCCAUCACCGCCCGCUACACCUUCAACUCCACCGUCCAGCCCAACUCCAGGGACUGGGUGGGCAUUUUCAAGGUGGGGUGGAGCACAACCAAGGAUUACCACACCUUUGUUUGGGUGGAGCCAUGCCAAGAAGUGGGGGGGCAACAGGCAACCUCCAGGCAAGCUGUGUUUAAGGAGUACUAUCUGCCCAGAGACGAGAUCGAGUUCUACCAGUUCUGCUACGUAGACAGUACGGGGCAGGUGAGAGGAGCCAGCACUCCUUUCUGCUUCAGGAAUCCGGCGGAGCAAAGCCUGGAGGGCAGCACAGAAGAUGACCUCCUGGUUAUUACAACACAGGAGCAAGUGGAGCAGGGUCUGCGCGAGAGGGCCGAGCUGCAGCGAGACCUGGACCAGACCUGGGCCGAGAACCAGGCCCUGAGGAGCUCUCUGCUGGAGGCCCAGAGGGAAAGCAGAGAAGAGCUGGCGAUCCAGAGGAGGAAGCAGAUGGAGGCACAGCAACAGAGAAACACAGAGGAUGAGAGGCAGACCCAGAGCUUGAAUUCACACAGAAAAAUCGAGGAGAAAUACGACCAGGCCGUGAUAAAGAUCAAUCAGCUCAAAGAGGAGCGCGAGGAGCUCAGGAGCAAGAUCAACGUUCAGAGUGAGGAGAUCGCCAAGCUGAAGGCCAAAGGUCGGGAAGGGGAACGAGAGCUGUUGAAAACAAAGGAUGGCAUCCAGCUUCUGCAGGUGGACCUCCAGAGCAGCGAGAAGGAGAAGGAGCGCCUGGGAGCUGAGCUGCAAAGGUUGAGAAGCCUCACGAGCAGCAUGGAGGAAGUCAAGAGGGAGAAACAGGAGCUGCUGAUGAGGCUUUCGCAAAUCGACACGCCACACAGCUCUCUGCACGAAGACCUCCAGGUGCAGUGCCAGGAGCUCUCCAGGCAGCUGCAGAAGGCUCAGGCCAAGCUGGUGGCUGAAAAAGAGGACACGUAUGGCAUCAGGAGACGGGCUGAGCUGCUGGAAGCAGAGCUGGAGGAGUGCAAGGUCCGGCUGCAGGAAGUCUUAACUUUAUACGAGAUCGAGAAGCAGGCCAAAGAUAAGCUCGAGAUGAAGCUAGCAGAGAUGAACGACGUGAUGGCAGAUAAUCAGAUGACUUUUGAGGAUAAAGACGACCAGAUCAUGCUUCUAAAGAAGGAAAAAGACGAUCUGGGCAGAGAGAACCAGGACCUCAGAGAUCAGAUGGACGGGCUGCGCAAAGCUUACGCCGGCGUGGAGUCAGAGGACGCCUCCUACACGCAGCCGGAGGUGACCCCCCCGCCCGGGGACUCCUCAGAGCACCUGUACCACAACAUAGAAAACAUUCGGGAAGACCAACAACAGCAGGAAGAGGCGGAGGAGCGGGUGUGCCACCACUGCCAGGAGCGGUUUCCCGGCAUCACACAGGCAGAGCUGGAGCAGCACCAGCAGAGCCACCGCGUCUGCCCCUUCUGCACCAUGAUCUGCGACCACAUGGAGCAGGCCGUGUUCGAGGACCACGUCUACGGACACGAGCUGUGA